This is a messenger RNA of Anthonomus grandis grandis, 769 nucleotides long. RefSeq lists its product as uncharacterized. The transcript has a single exon. The coding region runs from base 1 to 756 and encodes 251 amino acids. The record is from RefSeq and is a predicted model, not a curated record. Lineage: Eukaryota; Metazoa; Arthropoda; Insecta; Coleoptera; Curculionidae.
AUGUCCAACCCCAUUGCGACAGUGAUUCUCGUUUUCACCCUUAUGGGAUAUGGCUGCGUGGCUCUUGACAGAAACGAGUUUAAAAGAUCACUAUCAAGGAACUGUGACGAUUCUUACUCACUCACGUGCCUAAAGUUGGAUGUAGUGUCUUGGGUGGAUAAGUUAAGUGACAACGAAGAUAUCACAGUGCUGCCCGGAGUAUCUUUGGUGCGCGAAAACUCUAGUGUUAAAGCGAACAAUGGUGAUUUAGUGUCCGAGGUGGCUCGCGAGUUUCCCGAUGACCCGAACGCCCGAUUGGAUGCCUACAUGAUGAGGAAAAUCACCGGGUUCCUUGACAAUCACUCGGUGAAACUCAACCUGGGGACAACUGAACCCGGUGACUCCGUUGGAAGUGCCCGUAAGAAGGACAAGAAGGGAGAUGGAGGCUUAGGGAUGAUCCUGGCGGCUGGUGCCAUGAUGAAAGGAACCUUGAUGGCAAUCGCUUUGGGAGGUAUCGCAUUAAUUGCAGGGAAAGCUUUGAUGACCGGACUGAUUUCGUUGCUGCUGUCCGCCAUUGUUGGCUUAAAGUCGCUCUCUGGAGGUGGCGGAGGACAUUCGACUUAUGAAGUUAUCGCUAAGCCGGUCUAUACUUCCUCGCACAGUCACUCGACUUCGCAUGAAGGUUGGGAUGGAGGUUAUGGAGGAGGACACGGACGGAGUUUGGAGCAGGCGCCGCUUCCUAUGGGUUUGCAGGCUGGGUACAAGCCUCCGCAGUAGUUUGAUAGUUGUG